AUGGCGGCUAAUUACGAGAACAAUCAGGCUUCUACCAACUACAAGGAGGCUUUCUCCUUAUUCGACAAGCGAGGCAAUGGCCGCGUCUCCCUCGACAGCCUGGGUGACCUGCUCCGUGCCUGUGGCCAGAACCCAACACUUACCGAGAUUCGUGAUCUGGAGAAGAACGUCGGGGGUGACUUCGACUUCGAGACUUUCCAACGAGUUCUGAACCGACCGGGCGGCUUCCGCGAUCCUGGCGAGCCGGACGAGUACUGCCGUGGCUUCCAAGUGUUCGAUAAGGACAUGACCGGCUUCAUUGGUGUCGGCCAACUCAAGUACAUCCUGACAAACCUCGGCGAGAAGAUGACGGAUGAGGAGGUCGAUGAGUUGCUCAAGGCGGUUGAUACCAGCUCGGGCCAGGUCAACUACACCGAUCUUGUGCGCACAAUCCUGGCCAACUAG
Molecule: messenger RNA, 444 nt
Organism: Pseudomassariella vexata
Lineage: Eukaryota; Fungi; Ascomycota; Sordariomycetes; Amphisphaeriales; Pseudomassariaceae
Product: myosin regulatory light chain cdc4
Exons: 3
Coding region: 1-444 (147 amino acids)
Biological process (GO): mitotic actomyosin contractile ring assembly
Cellular component (GO): myosin II complex
Molecular function (GO): calcium ion binding
Source: RefSeq, a predicted model, not a curated record